Aspergillus chevalieri is the source of this 285-nucleotide messenger RNA. RefSeq lists its product as uncharacterized. The record is from RefSeq and is a predicted model, not a curated record. Lineage: Eukaryota; Fungi; Ascomycota; Eurotiomycetes; Eurotiales; Aspergillaceae. The coding region runs from base 1 to 285 and encodes 94 amino acids. The transcript has a single exon.
AUGGAGAGUCAGUUAAAGGUCCAAUUUGCAUGGCAGGCGAUUGAUUACUACUACGAAGUAGGAAAGGAGACAUAUAACCAAAUACGGAAAGACAAUUUGAAAUGGACGAAGGUAGAUAUGAAGGCGGACAUGAUUAUUCAACAAGGCCUUACUCCCACUAUUGCCCUGGAGAUCAAGGACCUGCCAAAUGUUGGCGCGAAAUGGGACUACCUGAAAGAGGCGUACCCGAAAUCAUCAAAUGCGAUGAAGCCCAUGCAGUUGAUGAAGAUGGCCAAUUGGUAUUAA